AUGGACAGAAAACUGACAACAUUCUGCACAAUAACUCUAAUCCUAGAACCUUUAGCAAGCUACAUCCCACUAUUCAUCAGCUGUAGUAAAGCACACCACAAAGCUAGUCAGGGACUUUCCAAAAUUUCAGACUCUGAAAUAGCCUCACAAGUGAGACUACCAUAUACUAAGAAAUGGAUUAUGAGUACAUCUGAUUUGUUCCUAUUUCAUUUUACCUUUUCUGCUUGUUAUUUUUUCUGUUUAUUUCGGACAACACCAGAUGUACCAGAUGGCUCUGAGGGUCAGCCUGCUGGGACAUACACAAUUGAUGAAAAUCCAUCCUAUCUGGAAGACUCAACAGCAGGACUUCCUGGUGGUCUUCACAAAGCACAAGAUGCAACAUCGCUUCCUGACACAGAAACACUAAUGUUUCGAGAUGGACGUCGCCGUAUUGACAUGGUUCUUGUAUAUGAGGAAGAAGAGCUAGGUGUCAUGACAGAAGCAGAGAUGUUACGAAGGGAGAGAAGACGUGUCUUCCAGGAGAACCUCCUUGCUGCUGGGUUGGAGCUAGAGCUGGAGGGGAAAGAGAUGGCUUUUGACCAGAAAACAUUCUUUCUCAAAAUCCACAUUCCAUGGAAAGCCUUGACGAGAUAUGCAGAAGUAAUGAAUUUGAAAAUGCCUACUAAGAGAUUCAUAGCACUUUCCAGCAAUGCUUGGGAAACAGAGAAGGAGGAAGAAUCAGAAACACCAGGAUUCCCCUUUAAGUUCAAGAAAAUGUUUGAAUACAACCAUAACCGUAUCGCAAAGGAACCUUCUUUUUAUGAAGCAUCCUACAGCAAGGACCAGGAAGAACAGUUUGUAGUGAAGGAAAGAGAACUCUUCUACACUUCAGCUCAGAGAAGCCUUGUUGUGUGGCAAGUAAUGAUGAGAACAAAGUAUGAUGAAAGUGAGAAGUGCGGCAUCCGCAGACUCCUCAACAAUAAAACAUAUUUGGCAGCAUUUCCUUUACAUGAAGGGAAAUAUGCUCAUGAUGCAUCCAGUGGAUAUAUUUUUGAUAGGAGGUUGCUGUAUCUUGAGUGGGCAUCUCUGUCAUGUUGGUAUAAGAAGCAACCCUUUUGGCUCAUCAAGAAAUAUUUUGGUGACAAAAUAGGCCUGUACUUUGCUUGGUUGGAUUUCUACACCAAAAUGCUUAUUCCUGCUGCUAUAGUAGGUCUGCUUUGUUUUCUUUAUGGUGCAGCAACACUAUACUCUAAUGAUAAUGUACCAAGCCUGGAGAUCUGUAAUAGGUCUGGACCUGGCAAUAUCACACUCUGUCCACAUUGUGACAAAGCAUGUCCUUUUACCAGACUCUAUCAGUCAUGUACAUUUGCAAAACUCACAUAUCUGUUUGACAAUCCAGCUACUGUCUUCUUUGCUAUUUUUAUGUCUUUCUGGGCUACCACCUUUCUUGAACUCUGGAAACGACGACAAGCAGUAAUUGUGUGGGAAUGGGACUUGCAAAAUGCUGAAGAAGAUGAAGAACCAAGACCAGAAUUUGAGACAUCAGUUAAAACAUUCCGCAUCAAUCCAGUCACACAUGAAAAAGAGCCAUAUCUUCCCACAUGGAGCAAAGCUUGGAGGCUUCUGGCAACUACUUCAGUCGUGUUUCUCAUGGUUGUUGUUGUGAUGGGGACAGUUCUAGGAACAAUAAUCUACAGAAUUGCACUAAUAACAGUGUUUCAUAGCAGUGGAGGUUUCUUCAGUACACAUGCCAAGAUCUUCACAUCGGUCACAGCUGCUGUUAUCAACUUAACGAUCAUCAUGAUUCUGACAAGGCUAUAUCAGAGAAUUGCAACACUUUUGACAAACCUAGAGAAUCCCAGGACUCAAACAGAAUAUGAAGACAGCUACACUUUCAAGAUAUUUGUCUUUCAGUUUGUGAAUUUCUACUCCUCAUUGAUCUACAUAGCUUUUUUCAAGGGGCGCUUUUAUAAAUACCCAGGUGACAAAGAAGCACGCCGUGAUGCAUUUCAAAGACUUACACUGGAUGUUUGCGACCCAGCAGGCUGCCUAUCUGAGCUCUGCAUCCAGCUGGCCAUCAUCAUGAUUGGCAAGCAGUGUUUCAACAACUUCCUUGAGAUCUUCUUACCGAAACUACGCAACUGGUGGCGUAAGAGGUACCACAUAUCAAAUACAAAAGAUUUAGAGCGCAGUUACACCCGGUGGGAAGAAGAUUAUCACCUUGAGGAUUCGGGGCGACUUGCUCUUUUUGAAGAAUACCUUGAAAUGGUAAUUCAGUAUGGUUUUGUAACUCUUUUUGUGGCUGCAUUUCCUUUGGCUCCUCUGUUUGCAUUGCUAAACAACAUUGGUGAGAUUCGAUUGGAUGCAUAUAAAAUGUUGACCCAAGCUCGACGUCCACUGGCAGAACGUGUAGAAGAUAUUGGAGCUUGGUAUGGGAUUCUUCAGGGGCUCACCUACACUGCUGUUGUUUCAAAUGCAUUUGUCAUUGCAUAUACAAGUGACUUCAUUCCACGUAUGGUAUACAAAUUUGUCUAUUCACCAGACAACACAUUAACUGGUUACAUUGACUUCUCACUUUCUGAAUUCAAUACAUCUGACUUCCAGAAAGAUAUGAUACCUGAUGAUGAUGGCAAUCCCAACACACCGCCUCCAGAGACUUGCCAAUAUAGAGGUUAUCGUAACAAUGCCACUUCUGAGGGUCCGUAUGGCCUUUCAGCUGUCUACUGGCAUGUCUUUGCAGCCAGACUUGCAUUUGUUGUUGUAUUUGAACAUAUUGUGUUUGCACUGACAGGAAUUAUGGCAUAUGCCAUACCAGAUAUUCCACAAGAGGUCCAAACUCAAGUGAAACGUGAGAAGCUUUUGGAGAAAGAGAGAAAGUAUGAAAUUGGCCUCAAAGCAGCAGGUUCUCCAAGUAAUUUUCGUGACAGAGAAGAUGGAAGUAAACUUCAAGGGAGAUUACAGCUGCCUCCACUUUUGCCUCCUGGGACAGCAAGAGAAUCAAACAACUGGUGGGCUCGGCGAGUGAGCAAAGUACGAGAUGUAUCAACAAGUCUUGCAGCCCUCAACAAAACAACCACUUAGCACCAAGAAAAUGAAUUGUACAAUACUUUCUCCUGAUGCGGCAAAGCUGAAAAUCAUUUUCUUGGCUAUCUGCUGUUCAGAACUUUUAUCUUGUACCUAUAUAUUUCAAAGGCAUUAACACAACCGCAGAAGACCAGUGCCUACUAAAGAAAAUUGUUUGUGACUUGGUCCGAUUAGUGCCUACUAAAGAAAAUUGUAUGUGACUUGGUCCGAUACAGAAAGCAUUGCUCAAAUAAAAGAGAGAGUUGUAUGGAAUUGUUGGCUAGGAGGCCCUGAGGAGUAAAUCCACCCUCCUAAUCAGAAAGGCAUAAUGGUCCUUUUCUUUGCAGUGUGUAAGAGUUGUGUCUUAAGUGUCUCUGUAAUGAAUGUUUGUAUAGUAUGGUGCCAUACUUGUGUCUCAUGAUGAUGAGAGAAGGUAGGGGGUGAAAACUGCUGUCAGCAAUAGCCUACUCUUCUCAUGUAGCACAAAGGGGACCACUGAGCAUAAAGUCUCCAUCUGAUCAUGCUGUAGGACACUGUGGAGGGUUUGGAAUUUAAUCUAAGACAUUGAUGCCAAGUCUGGUGAUAAUUCCUCUUUCCCUUUGCUGCCCACAUACAAGAGGUGAAAAUUUCUUCCGCCACCAUGUUUCAGACCAACUACCUCUGAACUGAGCGCCAUCGCACAGUGAUGCAUUAGCAACUUUUGCUAUGGAAAUUCCUAUAUUUCAGAUGAAAAACAUUUUUAACUGUUAGUCAUUCAGCUAGUGAUUACAGAAUAGGUGCCACUGAAUAUGACUGAUAGCAUAAAUAAAUUGUAUCCAAGUAAGACUCUGUGUUCUGAAUGGGUGCUGAAAUAUAGGUACUCAGCAUUUCGUAUGUGCAACUGUUUAUUGAUCUGUAGAUAUAUAUGUAUUGUUCUGUGCAUUUUGACAAUUUUGCCAACAUCUUUGUUUUAUUAUUGUUUUGAGGUAUCCACACAAAAAAAUGAAGAAGUUUGGAAAUAAUAAAACUUGCUUGUUGCAUCAGAUACAAAGAUUGUUAAAUUGAAAAUGUUUUAUUGUUGAAGAUUAUGGGACCAUUUAAUAGUCUUGGAUUCUAUUAGCAAUGCAUCCAGUAUAUGUAACUUAUUUCUCUACCUUCAGAGUAGUAAUUAUUGCCAGUACAUUAUUAUAGGAAUGUUGUGACUGGUGUUGCAAAUUGAGUUAUAUACCAUCUACUAAGGCUGUGACAAGUACAAAAAUAAUGUCAACUAUUGUUGAUAAGUAAAAAUCUUUAAAAUACAAAAAUAUUGUACCUUAAGCAAUAUGCAUUUAAUAUUAAGCAGAUGUAUUAAGAUUUGCUUCUCUUCCAUGUUUAAUAUGAAGUUUUGCUGUAUUCUCUGCUUUUUCUCCCAUCAGUUUUCUUACUUCUUGUUUUUGAUUUUUUAAAUAUUGUUGAUACUAUUUUAUUUCAUUCAGUCUCCUUUACUUCAGAUUGAUAUACCCACCUGGGUUUCUCUCAUAUUUGAUACAUACUGUUUAUUUAGUGAUCUGAUUGUAGUGGACUGUUCUAUCCUCCUCAUUACUAGAUGGAUUAUUUAUGUUAAUUCCAUUCUAAGUGUUAAUCAAAAGGAAAUCUAUUUUCUGAAUUGUGUUUGUGGGACAGAUAUUCUGAUAAUGGAUAAACCCUUACCUCUCUUUGAAAUUUCAUAUUUUUGCACACUGAAGAACGUAACUUUCAACUUGAUUAAUUUUUACUAACAAAAUUGUUAAACUGUUUUUGAAAAUUGUUAUGAAAACUGUAAACUAAACCCAGAGGUAAACUAAGUUUAUUGCUCAAGAACAUGUUAACUCAUCACAGAUGGCUAUCACUUAACCAUGCAGUUUCAUACAUGUGUCAUGUGCAAUACCCUCAUGUUGUUUUUUUUAUUGUAUUUUGUAGAUGUAUACUAUUCCUUUUUUCUUUCUUUUGUGUAUUUUACUUUGUAUUCUUAUACACAUAUUUUGUUUCUGCAUUUCAUUAAUGCUUUAUAUAAUUACUCAUAUUCUUCUUGCUAACACAGCACUGUUGUCUCUAUCAUUGCAUGCCUUACCGCAAAAGUUUUAUUUUUAACUUCUUAUGAGAACUGCAGUGCAUAGUGAUUAUCUUCAACAGAUGUCGUCAUAAAAUUAGUCUUAAUGGGCUUCUGUCACACUGUUUCCUUUUGGUUUACUUAUUGUAAUGUAACAUGCCGUUCUAAUUAUUGUUUGUCCUUUUAGUUUUGCCAUUCUGUUAAAUACCUGUAGCAGUUUCUAUCCAUUAAUAUUUUUGUUUGCAUUAACAGAGUGUUUUUAUAUGCAAUGAAUUCCAUCUGCUGAUAUGGUGGACACUCCCAUUAUGUUUCUAAUUUAUAUUUAUGUCUACAGAAUGUUUUUGAUUCUAUGACCAUUUCCUGCCUCAUUUUAUAACAUUAACUUAAGGUAGACAGUUUCCUUUUUUGAUACUUUUCGUCAAACCUGCAUUUGCAAAUUGUGUACACCAUCAAACUCAUUGUAUAGGAUGUAUGUCCGAAAAGUCCUGUAGCAUAAGCAGAAUCAGUGUGCUUAAAUAAUAUGUUGUCUACUGAGCUGUACACAUUUUUAUAGCUAGAACUGUAAAUUUUUGAUGACUUGGGGGUUUAACAACUGGGACAAUUACUUCACAUAUGUUGUUGCCUCUUGAAUGAUGAUGAGUCAUAUUACAUAUCAAAAAUUUAACACACUCACACAAAUCAUAAUCUGAUGGCUGUGUAACCCUUUCAGCAGCUCCUUUAUAGCCAAUCCAGGAUUCCAGGAAUGUAGAAUCCAACCAGUCCUCUAUAGCCAAUUUGUGAUGGUGGCUACAUCUGAUGGAGUACCAUCAUACAUGAAUCACUUCUAUUUAAUUUAAUUAUGAAAAUAAAUUAGGAGUAAAGACAAGAACUCACCAAAUAGUAGAGGCACUGCAUUACUAACAGGCAUGUAAACUAAACUGAGAACUUUGGUAUAUUUUGGACAGAUAUUUUUUCAAGCUAGAGUACACAUACAUAUGUGUGCACCCACCCAUUCACCCACCCAUCCACACACAUACGCACACACACACACACACACACACACACACACACACACACACACACACACACACACACACACAUGCACACACACACACACCUAUACAGUUGAAUUGUGCCAGAUGACUACACAGUGACAGGACUGCAGUUCUGCAGGUAGACCGAUGUGAGGAGUUGUGUUGGGUGGAGAGUGCAAGGGGAGAAAGGGGGUUGGGUGAGGGAGGGAUGGUUGCAGAAGAAUAGCUGAUGACUCGGAAGGAGGCAGCAGGUGUGCAAGAUAGGAAUGCCUCCUGUAUGCAAUGCAGAGGCAGCAGGUUCACGGGAUAGGAAUGCACAAACUAGAACCAAUGAGUUCAUGAAGCACAAAUUGAUUAUGAUGAGAAGGGAUGGGUGACAUAACAGAGAAAAGGGGAGGCUGUGGGAAAGAGAGUUUGUGUGCAACAUGAGUGAAGUUAGUUUGUUGGGGCAAGGAGGAAGUGGGUGUAGAGCAGGGCAUUAGCAGAUAUCGAGGCCAGGAGGAUUAUGUUAAAGGAUGUGUUGUGAUAACUCCCACCUAUACGGUUCAGAAAAGCUGGUGCUGGGGUGAGGGGGACCCUAGGUUCCACAGGGAUGUGAUCCAUUUAGCAAGAGGUUGGAGGUGGGUAUGGCAAAGCAAUGGAACAGGAUAGGAUGUGUGGGCAGGAGAAUACCUCACAGAUUUUGGGUGGGAUGUUCCUUUUUUCCAGGCACAGUGAUAGUCAAAGCCAUGGCAGAGGAUAUGGUUCAGCUGUUUCAGUCCAGAAUUAUAUUGGUUGAUGAGAGGGCUUAUCCUUUGGAGUUGAUUUUUUGGGUUGGUGGGAGGAUUAAGGAUAUGUAAAGACUGGAUGUGAGAAGUAUGCACAUGGACUAGGUUUGGGGUUUAGUGUCUGUCUGUGAAGGCCUUAAUGAGACCUCCAGCACACAAGAAAAAGGAGUUCUUGUCACUCCAGCUGUGCUACCCCAUGGCUAGCCAGAAUAUAUUGGAGAGAUUUUUUGGCAUGGAAGGGAUGACAGCUGUCAAAUUGCAGGUGCUCUUGAUGCUUAGUGAGCUUGAUAUAGACAGAAGUAUAGAUGUAACCAUCAGAACAGGUCCAGGUGAAGCUAAUGGGAGAGAAGGUGUAGAGGCUGUGGUGGAAUGAGGAUAGGAUAUCUUGGCCCUGUGUCUAAAUCAUGAAGAUAUCAUCAAUGAAACUGAACCAGACAAUAGCUUAGGGGUAUUGAGAGGCUAGGAGGGUUUCCUCUAGAUGAUCAAUAGACAGAUUGGCAUAGGAUGGUGUCCUGCAAGGCCCAUGGUGAUGCUGCAGAUUCAUUUGUAUAUCCACCUCUCACAGGAGAUGUAGGUACGAUUACCAAUCUACUUAAUGAGAUGUACAAUGAACAAAAUGGUGGGUUUGGUGUCAGAAGAUGUUAGGAAAGGUAGUGUUUGAUAGGAACACACUCCUGCAAUCUGUCAGUUCCAACACAGACUUAUCUUAUCCCAUCAGAGACAGGAUCAUCUGUGUAAGCAGAUGUGUCAUGUAUAACUCUGCUGCAAUUUCUGCACAGCACUUUAUGUGGACAUAAAAUCCAACCAACUGUCCACCCAAAUGAAUGGCCACCACCAGGUGUUGGCCAUGAGGAGAUUACAUGUGCCUCCCUCUGAACAAUUAACCAUUUUUCAGCAGACGUCCUACCUGUUACCUGCCUCCUUUCUUCCCUCAUCCAUUUCACAUGACACAGCCUCUAACCCCAAUCCACCUGCAGAACUGCAGUUCCAGCAUUCUGUUUUCAAACAACUGCAGUUCUUGUAUUGUUUGUUCAACUAACGCAAUGUAGCUUUACAUAGGUGUUUGUUUGUGUGUGUGUGUGUGUGUGUGUGUGUGUGUGUGUGUGUGUGUAAGGGUACUGCAGCUCAGAAAAGGAUUUGUCCGAAUGGUGGCAAAGUUUUCAGUCCUGUUUAUGUGCCUGUAGAAGAACCUACUAUUUGGUGAAUGGUUACGUUUGCUCCUAAAUUAUUUACAUUCUGCCAGAACUGUAAAUGCCAUAUUAAUUUAAUGAUAGAUACAUUCCAGUACUGUACAGUUCAUAUAUCAGGUAACUGAGCAAUAUUGUCUAGUAGUUCUUGAUUGCAGCCUCUUCCAAAAAGUGUGAGACAACCUCAUGUUGGUUCCAUGAACUACAUCGUAUGAUAACCUGCUGGUCCCCUUGUCGGUGAAGUUCAUACAAGAAGAGUUUAUUCUGGCACAAAUAUUGCAGAUUCUGGGUAUUGGCCUCUGUACUGACACAAGUAUCUCAUGGAAAAACAGCACACUGUAAAAAUGUAGCAUCUUCAUCCAUAUUCUUUAAGAAGCAAGCUAAUAUCUUCAGUCUGCAUUCAGAGCAAUCUUCCAGUAGCUGAGACAAGAGUUGCAGUUUACAUGGAUCAGUGUGUAGCCUUCCUUAUCAGGGAUCCAUCUGCAGUAACUCCACACUUCUGAAAUUCUCAUCUAUCCUAAAGUUGUUGUUCAGUGCAAUAGUGACUGAACUUAGAGGUAACAAAUGGAUGUAAGUAAUCUUCACUCCCACAUAGCAGAAUGUUUCAUAUGUUUACAUCUUUUGAUAGCAUCAUUCAUUCAAAAAAUAAAUACAAAUAACUAAACAAAAAUGUCUAUGUUGCAAGACUUGACAGGCAUAAUAAAUUUUCCAUUCUUUUAUACUUUUCAAAAGUCCAGGAAAUAAGAUAAUUCUAAUUUCCAUGCUUUCCUAAAAUAAUUAUGAACUCUUUUCCAUAUAUUUGACUGCACAUAAACCAAAACCUCUUUGACAGUAUUCUUAAUGGGUUUAUGUGCACUAAAUUUCAAAAUAAGAAUGUUCUUCAUGAUUAAUUCAUAGCAAGAUAUUAUGUUAACAGUGAUGAUAAAUUGUUAACAUUCAUUGCAAACAAUUAUUGUGGGCUUAGCUUAUUUUUUAUAGUGCAGUAUCGACACCAAUCAAGUAUUUGAAUAAAUUCCUUAUUCUUCAUUUCAAUUGUGACUUGUGACACUUGUAUUAUCACAGUAUUUUAAGAAUUUUCAACGUUUGUAUUUGUUUCAUAUGUGGAUAUUGAAUGGCUUAUUUAU
Molecule: messenger RNA, 9180 nt
Organism: Schistocerca serialis cubense
Lineage: Eukaryota; Metazoa; Arthropoda; Insecta; Orthoptera; Acrididae
Product: anoctamin-4-like
Exons: 20
Coding region: 1-3060 (1019 amino acids)
Biological process (GO): chloride transmembrane transport
Cellular component (GO): plasma membrane
Molecular function (GO): protein dimerization activity; chloride channel activity
Source: RefSeq, a predicted model, not a curated record